Messenger RNA from Cooperia oncophora, 375 nucleotides. The record is from the annotation of a GenBank genome assembly. NCBI's taxonomy places the organism in Eukaryota, Metazoa, Nematoda, Chromadorea, Rhabditida, Trichostrongylidae.
AUGUCGUUUUUCGGCAGAGUGAAGAACCUCUUUCGGAGUCCCGCAGUUGAGGAAUCAAGGCGAGUAAUGCCAUCAAUUAUCGGGGUUAACGUAGAUCCUAAAGAGUUCUGGGAAAUGGUUGGGGACCUGGGAGAUGGUGCUUUUGGUAAAGUCGAGAAAGCCGUUUCAAAAACGGAUCCUUGCCUGUUUGCAGCAGCGAAGGGAAUUGAGAUUCGCGAAGGUGAGGAGUUGGAGGAUUUUCUCGUUGAAAUCGAGAUUUUGACGUCAUGCAAGCAUGAGAAUAUUGUGAACCUCUAUGCCUGUUACUUCUUUGAAAAAAAGCUGCACGUGAGUUGCUUAUCAUCUUGCCUACUAACUGUUUACCUUUCGUGUUAA